Phyllotreta striolata is the source of this 897-nucleotide messenger RNA. The record is from the annotation of a GenBank genome assembly. NCBI's taxonomy places the organism in Eukaryota, Metazoa, Arthropoda, Insecta, Coleoptera, Chrysomelidae.
AUGGAGUUCGUGCUAGCCGCCUCGGCGGCCAUGGGAGCCUGCUUCUUCACCAACCCGUUGGAAGUGCUGAAAACUCGCAUGCAGCUGCAGGGCGAGCUGAAGGCGAAAGGCCAGCACGCGGUGCACUACAAAAACGUCGUGCACGCCACCUAUGUUAUCAUCAAAAACGACGGGGUGCUGUCGUUGCAGAAAGGACUGGUGCCCGCUCUUUGGGUGCAGCUCUUCCUGAACGGAAUGCGGCUCGGCACCUAUCAAUUGGCCAACAACCGCGACCUCCUCAAAGACGACAAGGGGAAUUUGGUGCUGGCGAAUACGGUGGCGGCGGCGACGGCGGGCGGCGUGCUGGGCCAGGUGAUGUCCAGCCCGAUGUUCCUCAUAAAGACGCACCUGCAAACGCAAGCGGCGGCCGCCAUAGCGGUGGGGCACCAGCACCGCCAUCGGGGUACCUGGAGCGCUCUGCGCACCAUCUACAAGAAAAACGGCGUUAAGGGGUUGUUUCGAGGAACGACCGCCGCGAUACCGAGAGGCGCGGUGGGUUCGAUUGCGCAGUUAAUAGGCUUCGAUUACUCCAAGCAAGCGCUGCUGCAAUACGACUAUUUCAAGGAUAAAAAAAUGCUCACUCUGUUUUUGGGUAGUAUGGUCGGAGGUGUGGGAAUCAGCGUGUUCAUAACGCCUUUCGAUCUCGUCAUGACCAGAUUGUACAAUCAACCUACCGACGCGAAGGGGAAAGGUUUGUUGUACACCAGCUAUGGGGAUUGCGUUAGGAAGAUAUACAAAACCGAAGGCGUCUCGGCGUUUUACAAAGGCGUCGGGCCCAUGUACUUGAGAUUGGGGCCGCAUAGCGUGCUGUGUUUGAUGUUUUGGGAACGACUGAACGAUUUUUACAAAGGGUUUUAA